Thalassophryne amazonica is the source of this 900-nucleotide messenger RNA. Its product is annotated as olfactomedin-4-like. Gene Ontology annotation, biological process: signal transduction. The transcript is spliced from 3 exons. The record is from RefSeq and is a predicted model, not a curated record. Bases 1 to 900 code for a protein of 299 amino acids. NCBI's taxonomy places the organism in Eukaryota, Metazoa, Chordata, Actinopteri, Batrachoidiformes, Batrachoididae.
AUGGGGUUUGAGGCGGGGCACACCCUGGAGACGACACCAGUCUAUCACAAGGCUACAUCCCAGCACAGGUACUGCCUCAAAGGUCUAAUCGCCAACAUCAGCAGCCCCAUCGUCACUAAGAUCAGCCCCUAUGGGAAGACCUACAUCUCUGGCUCUUGGGGCAAACAGGCCCAGGUGAACAGCACGGUGCAGAAGAACAGCUACUGGGUCCAACAUCUGGGCAGCAGCCACAUCUACGGCAACAUCUUGCGUGUAUACCAAAGUUACAAAGACUUCAUGGCUUCUACCACAUACAAGGACUUCACUUUUGCUCCAUCUUACACGGACGCCAAAACCAUUGAGGGUCCCAGUGCAGUUCUGUACGGUGGCGCUCUGUACUAUCACUGCUACCGCUCUGCUGAUGUGUGCCGCUAUGAUCUCACCACCAACGCAGUCAAGCGAGCGACCCUUCCAGGUAACGGUGUGGGAUUCAACAACAAGUUUCCAUACUGUUACUUUGACUGCCGUGCUAUUAGCGAUGUGGAUGUAGAUGAGACAGGACUGUGGGCCCUCUAUGCCACGGUUGGUAACCGUGGAAACCUAGUGGUGAGCCGGUUAGUUUGGGACGGUGAAGACCAGACACUAAAUGUGACUCAAACAUGGGAGACCAGGAUGUUCAAGAAGGCAGUGACCAAUGCAUUCAUGGUGUGCGGCGUGCUGUACGCCACCCGUUACGUGGAUGAUCACUGCGAGGAGGUCUUCUACGCCUUUGACACAGCCACAGGCAAAGAGGACAAUUCACUGUCACUGCCACUAGAGAAGGUGGCCAAAGGAGUGGCCAGUUUGAGUUAUAACCCCACCAACAAGCAGAUCUACAUGUACAAUGAUGCAUAUUUGUUGGCGUACCAUGUCCAGUUCUGA